Grammomys surdaster is the source of this 2586-nucleotide messenger RNA. RefSeq names its product host cell factor C2 (gene Hcfc2). The record is from RefSeq and is a predicted model, not a curated record. Gene Ontology annotation, cellular component: histone methyltransferase complex. Gene Ontology annotation, biological process: regulation of DNA-templated transcription; chromatin remodeling. The transcript is spliced from 15 exons. Lineage: Eukaryota; Metazoa; Chordata; Mammalia; Rodentia; Muridae. Gene Ontology annotation, molecular function: transcription coactivator activity; protein binding. The coding region runs from base 131 to 2392 and encodes 753 amino acids.
UGGGGGGCGGGGCCCGCGGGUCACGUGCCGGGCCUCCCGCGCACAGCUGGAGGCGGUGCUCGUCCUCCCCACGAGCCGUGGAGCCCGUGGCGCGCGGGGCAUUGUGGGCCGAGGGGCGGGGGUUGGGAAGAUGGCGGCUCCCAGCCUCCUUAACUGGAGGCGGGUUUCCUCCUUCACCGGGCCGGUGCCCCGCGCCCGGCACGGACACCGAGCCGUGGCCAUCCGGGAACUGAUGAUCAUCUUCGGCGGGGGCAACGAGGGCAUCGCGGACGAGCUGCACGUUUAUAACACCGUUACAAAUCAGUGGUUCCUCCCAGCUGUUAGAGGAGACAUCCCUCCAGGCUGUGCAGCCCAUGGAUUUGUCUGUGAUGGGACUAGAAUCCUAGUGUUUGGGGGAAUGGUUGAAUAUGGAAGAUACAGCAACGAGUUAUACGAGUUACAAGCAAGUCGUUGGUUAUGGAAAAAAGUGAGACCCCAGCCCCCCCCUUCUGGUUUACCUCCUUGUCCUCGGCUUGGACAUAGCUUCUCUUUGUAUGGUAACAAAUGCUAUUUGUUUGGAGGUUUGGCAAAUGAAAGUGAAGAUUCAAAUAAUAACGUCCCCAGGUAUUUAAAUGAUUUCUAUGAGUUGGAGCUACAGCAUGGUUCUGGUGUUGUGGGCUGGAGCAUUCCAGCCACCAAAGGCAUUGUGCCUUCUCCAAGAGAAUCCCAUACUGCUAUUAUAUAUUGUAAGAAAGACUCUGGGAGUCCUAAGAUGUAUGUUUUUGGUGGAAUGUGCGGUGCUCGUCUGGAUGACCUAUGGCAGCUUGAUUUAGAAACUAUGUCAUGGUCAAAACCAGAAACUAAAGGGACAGUGCCACUUCCACGGAGCCUUCAUACAGCCAGUGUUAUAGGAAACAAGAUGUACAUUUUUGGUGGAUGGGUUCCACAUAAAGGUGAACAUACUGAGACUUCUCCCCAUGAUUGUGAAUGGAGGUGCACCAGCUCGUUUUCUUACCUAAAUCUAGAUACAGCAGAGUGGACUACUCUAGUAUCAGAUUCUCAGGAAGAUAAAAAAAAUUCAAGACCAAGACCAAGAGCAGGACACUGUGCUGUCGCGAUUGGCACUCGGUUAUACUUUUGGAGUGGAAGAGAUGGCUACAAAAAAGCACUUAAUAGUCAAGUUUGCUGCAAGGAUCUUUGGUAUCUUGAUACUGAGAAACCUCCAGCGCCAUCACAAGUCCAGUUAAUCAAAGCUACUACCAACUCUUUCCAUGUCAAGUGGGAUGAAGUGCCUACGGUGGAGGGCUAUCUUCUGCAGUUGAAUACUGACUUGACAUACCAAGCUACAUCGUCUGAUUCUUCAGCAGCACCAACUAUGCUAGGAGGCAGGACGGACCCUCACAGACAAGGCAGUGAUCGCAUUCUUCAUAACAGUGUUAGUGAUACAGUAAACAGUACAAAAACUGAACACACAGCUGUGAGAGGAACUGCACUGAAAAGCAAACCAGACUUGAGAGCAGCAGAUUCUAGUGCUGCUUUACACUCACCAUUGGCACCUACUGCUUCCAAUAACAACAGCUGCAUGACUGAUAUGCUGUGGAAGAAUGAAGUUGAUGAAAUCUGUGCUCUGCCUGCAACUAAGAUCAGCCGUGUAGAGGUGCAUGCUGCAGCCACACCAUUCUCUAAAGAGACACCUUCAAAUCCAGUGGCCAUUUUGAAAGCAGAGCAGUGGUGUGAUGUGGGAAUAUUUAAAAACAAUACAGCUUUGGUGAGCCAGUUUUAUUUGCUACCAAAAGGAAAACAAAGUAUAUCAAAGGUAGGAAAUGCAGACGUACCUGACUACAGUUUGCUUAAGAAACAGGAUCUUGUUCCAGGAACAGUAUAUAAAUUCAGGGUCGCUGCAAUCAAUGGCUGUGGAAUAGGCCCUUUUAGUAAAAUAAGUGAAUUUAAAACGUGUAUCCCUGGUUUUCCUGGAGCUCCGUCUACAGUCCGCAUUUCUAAGAAUGUUGAAGGUAUCCACCUUUCCUGGGAGCCUCCAACUUCCCCUUCUGGAAAUAUUCUGGAAUAUUCAGCCUACUUGGCCAUCCGCACAGCACAGGUGCAAGAUAAUCCAAGCCAACUUGUGUUCAUGAGGAUCUACUGUGGUCUUAAAACCUCAUGUAUAGUGACUGCUGGGCAGCUGGCAAAUGCGCAUAUUGAUUACACAUCCAGACCUGCCAUUGUGUUCAGAAUAUCAGCAAAGAAUGAAAAGGGCUAUGGACCAGCCACACAAGUCCGAUGGCUUCAAGAGGUUGUGAGGUCUGAACUAGGCCAGUCUUGGAAGCAAGCACGCUUGCCCACGGAGCCAUCUCACCACUGUUUCUUCUGUCUCAUGGCUGUGCUAUGGAAGCCCAAGGUAGACCCUCCUAAGUAAUUAAAUGAGAACGUUAAAGGUAACUGGAUUUCUUUAGCUCACCAAGGCAAUACGGCAUGUUUUCAAGAAGGGAAAACUGAGAAGCAAAUACAGCUUUCACACCAGUGUACUAAAUACCAAAAUCAGGAUAUUUAAGUCCUGUGCACUGCUUGUGACUUAAAUAUAAAACCCCACUCUUAACCAAAAAAGAAGUA